UAUCUCAGCAUCGCGGUCCCUUUGAUAAUCAGGGGAGAGACAUGGGCAGACGUUCUAGACCACGGUCGAUAUCUCUGAUAGUCUGACUAUCCCGACCCCUGGUUCUGAUGUGGCGGGAGGAUAUUGCGUUUGCCUGUCUUGUAGUUGUAAUGUGUUUAAUGCCUCUGGGACAUUUGAGGCGAGCUUCUCCGUUGUCGCCGUCAAACUGCGACUCUGCCGUGAACAAGUGUCGGUGCACUACCCCGAACGACUAUCCGUCCCUUCCAGACCCGGGACGUCAUCAUACGAUGUCAGCCACCUGUGAUAUCGUGGAGUCUCAUGGAGACACAUCUGACCUUUCUCCUCACGUCACACAACAGCUACCCUCACCAUCUAUGGGCGCUCAUUGCACGGAAUUCGAGGACUACUGCGCCUUCGCUAGAGGCAUGUUCCUGAUAGGGCUGAGAAUGUGCCUCCCGAAGGCCUCAAGGUCCGAUUGACAUGGGUGUCGUUGAAGCCGACGGAAGACGGCGAUUUGGUUCGGGACUGGCCGCUCAAAAAGGUAUCCAGGAAUGGCUGGUAACGUGACGAGCCGAGUUAUGUAAUUGAUACUGGCAGAUAUUCUGGGAUGAGGCUCAAGAUUGACC
Neurospora hispaniola is the source of this 626-nucleotide messenger RNA. RefSeq lists its product as uncharacterized. Bases 108 to 479 code for a protein of 123 amino acids. NCBI's taxonomy places the organism in Eukaryota, Fungi, Ascomycota, Sordariomycetes, Sordariales, Sordariaceae. The transcript has 2 exons. The record is from RefSeq and is a predicted model, not a curated record.